Aspergillus pseudotamarii is the source of this 1323-nucleotide messenger RNA. RefSeq names its product iron-sulfur cluster assembly protein CIA1 (gene cia1). Gene Ontology annotation, biological process: iron-sulfur cluster assembly. The transcript has a single exon. The record is from RefSeq and is a predicted model, not a curated record. Bases 1 to 1323 code for a protein of 440 amino acids. Gene Ontology annotation, cellular component: cytosolic [4Fe-4S] assembly targeting complex. Lineage: Eukaryota; Fungi; Ascomycota; Eurotiomycetes; Eurotiales; Aspergillaceae. Gene Ontology annotation, molecular function: protein binding.
AUGACCGAAAACCCAACUGCCUCUGCCUCACUUACACUGCUGUCAGAUUUGAACCCUCCGUCCCUCGAUCGCACGUGGUUGACCGCACCCCAUCCCUCUCUCCCCAUUGUUGCAACCUGUAGCUCCGAUAAAACUGUCCGUGUAUACUCGCUAACCAACUUUCGGCUUCUCUCAACCAUCUCGGGCGGCCACAAACGCAGUGUGCGCACAUGUGCCUGGAAACCACACGUGCAAGGCGAAAGUGUUCUGGCGACAGGGAGUUUCGAUGCAACCGUGGGGAUCUGGCGACGGUGGGACAGUUACGGUCGGGCAGAGGAUGGCACAGAUACCUGGGGCUUGAGCUCUGAGACACUCGACGGCAAUGGGCGUGAUACUCAGGAAGAUGAAGAUGAUGAUGAUGAAGAAUGGCGAUUCGCGGUCCUCCUAGAUGGACAUGACAGCGAAGUUAAGUCGGUGUCAUGGUCGCCAUCCGGGAUGUUGUUGGCGACAUGCUCCCGGGACAAGUCAAUCUGGAUCUGGGAAGACCUGGAUGACGGGGACAACAAUUUCGAGACCGUGGCUGUCAUGCAGGAACAUGAAGGCGAUGUAAAAUGUGUCGCCUGGCAUCCCGUGGAGGAGUGUCUGGCCAGCGCCAGCUACGACGACACCAUCCGGUUGUGGCGUGAGGAUAUCGACGACUGGGGCCAGGUUGCGUGCAUCAAGGGUCAUACGGGAACUGUCUGGUAUUUAGACUGGGAAGGUAUUGACAACGUGCCAUCUACUGCAGCGGUGUGUGAGCAGGGCACGUCCCUGUCUGCUGAAUGGAAGGACCAGCAUGCCAUGUCUGGCCCUCGUCUCGCCUCAUGCUCCGAUGACAGAACAGUCCGCAUCUGGAAACGGAGGUCUAAAGAACAGCGAGCACAAUCGCAGGUUGGUAGUACGGGCAUACCUAGUAUCAUCCGGCCAGCAGGUACCGAUGAGACGUGGGAAGAAGACGUUCUUCUCCCACAAAUGCAUGAGCUCUCCAUCUACGCAGUUGCAUGGAGCAAACGCACUGGGCUAUUAGCUUCUGUCGGUGCAGAUGGACGCAUCGUGGUCUAUGAGGAGCGAUUUUUGACCACACCGGCACGAACGCUAGACACCGAUGCUCCUACAGAUACUUCUGCUACUACAUCUCGAACUCAUACAGAAUGGGUAGCCAUUGCGAUAUUAGAGGGUGCCCAUGGCAUCUACGAGAUCAAUCAUGUUGCAUGGGCCAGGCGCGCGGACCGAUGCCGAAAAGAGAACGAGGAGGUGCUUGUCACAACCGCUGACGAUGGGAGUAUUAAGGUCUGGGCCCUUUAG